Molecule: messenger RNA, 1621 nt
Organism: Triplophysa dalaica
Lineage: Eukaryota; Metazoa; Chordata; Actinopteri; Cypriniformes; Nemacheilidae
Gene: fah
Product: fumarylacetoacetate hydrolase (fumarylacetoacetase)
Biological process (GO): homogentisate catabolic process; L-phenylalanine catabolic process; L-tyrosine catabolic process
Molecular function (GO): fumarylacetoacetase activity
Source: RefSeq, a predicted model, not a curated record
ACGUGACACGGUCCUAUGUCUGCAGUGCACAUCUGGAGGAGAAUCCUCGCGCUGUUACUCACUCUGAAGAGUAUACACGAGUAUAACUGCAACUUAAACAUGUCUUUCAUCAAAGUGCACGAAACUUCGGACUUUUCCUAUCACAACCUGCCUUACGGAGUUUUCUCCACGUCUGAUAAUCCCAGGCACCGAAUCGGUGUUGCCAUCGGAGAUCAAAUUUUGGACCUCAGUGUCGUAAUGCAUCUCUUUAAUGGACCGGCUCUGAAGACCCACCAAGAUGUUUUUGAACAGCCAACCCUCAAUGCUUUCAUGGCUCUGGGUUAUGAUGCUUGGAGAGAAGCGAGAAAGUCUCUGCAGACGUUGCUGGCUGCAAAUGAGUCAACGCUACGCGAUGACGUCAGUUUAAGAAGCAGGGCGUUUGUUCAUCAGAGUUCAGCUGUCAUGCAUCUCCCAGCUGAGAUCGGAGACUACACAGACUUUUACUCAUCAAAAGAUCAUGCCACCAAUGUUGGAAUCAUGUUCCGUGGAAAAGAGAACGCCUUAAUGCCCAACUGGUUAAGGUUACCAGUGGGGUAUCAUGGGAGAGCUUCAUCUGUGGUGGUGUCUGGAACACCAAUCAGAAGACCUCAAGGACAGAUGAGACCAGACCCAGCCCAGCCGCCUGUUUUCGGGCCAAGCAAACAGCUGGAUAUCGAGCUGGAAAUGGCAUUUUUUGUGGGAAAAGGCACCAAGCUUGGAGAGCCCAUCCCGUUGGAGAAGACCCAUGAGCACAUCUUCGGCAUGGUGUUAAUGAACGACUGGAGCGCUCGGGAUAUUCAGGCUUGGGAAUAUGUUCCAUUGGGUCCAUUUCUGGGCAAGAAUUUUGGAACCACCAUCUCGCCCUGGGUCGUUCCAUUGGAAGCACUGAUGCCGUUUGUCCAGGCCAAUCCAGUCCAGGACCCUGAGCCUCUGCCGUACUUACGCCAUGAUGACCCCUACACUUUCAAUAUCAACCUGUUUGUGGAGGUGAAAGGUGAAGGAAUGCGAGAUGCAGCCACCAUUUGUAAGUCAAAUUUCAAGUACAUGUAUUGGACAAUGAAGCAACAGCUGGCCCAUCACACGGUCAACGGAUGCAAUGUCAGACCAGGUGAUCUGCUGGCAUCAGGAACCAUCAGCGGACCGGAUCCAGACAGUUUCGGCUCUAUGCUAGAACUCUCGUGGAGAGGAUCCAAGACUAUUGACCUCGGCAAUGGAGGGAAAAGGACCUUCUUGAAGGAUGGAGAUGAGGUCACACUCACAGGUUAUUGUGAGGGCAGGGGCUAUCGAGUGGGCUUCGGUCGCUGUGAAGGGAAGAUCAUUCCUGCCCUACAACAGUGACAUAACUCUGGAUUACAGGAGAGAGAGAGAGACAUGACAAAAGUUAUCUACAGCCAUGAACACAUACAACAGUUUUAAACUUAAGUAUUCACCACAAGAUUUUGAAGUCUUUCAAAGCCAAACUUUAUGUCAGAACCCAUCAGCCCAGUGGCCUGACAUAUCCUGCAGAUUUACUUCCUGAUUAAUGCCGAAUUAACAUGUCUUGAAUUUGCUGAGACAAUCUUGUUUCUGAAGAUUUUCACAAUAAAGUUACUGAUUUCAUUUA